Molecule: messenger RNA, 2663 nt
Organism: Gambusia affinis (western mosquitofish)
Lineage: Eukaryota; Metazoa; Chordata; Actinopteri; Cyprinodontiformes; Poeciliidae
Product: actin cytoskeleton-regulatory complex protein pan1
Exons: 3
Coding region: 383-1015 (210 amino acids)
Source: RefSeq, a predicted model, not a curated record
UAUUGUGCUGGUCAGUUUCAUGUUUUCUCCAAACUCCUACUGAGUCCAUAAGAAAGGAAGCUUUCCUUGACCGGUUUCCUGUAACCAUGGCGACAGGAAGCGCUCUCCAAUCAGGUUUGUGGUAUUGUGUGUUCGGGAAGCGGCCCGUUUCCUGCUGUUCCCGCCGGUUUCCUCUCCGUCGGUGAGCGCUGGAGAGCCGCUCAGACGGUUGUUUUGCUCCUGGAUUUACCCAAAACGGCCUCAUAUGGUUCAGGUGGGUCGGACUUUCUACUGAAAUACAGAACCAGACGUGGAGGAGCACCGCCUGCCUGGAGAUCUGUGAGAAUCGAUGGAGUUCAAGCCAAACGACAUCACUUCCUGUCUGUGAUCCACCCUGGCGGUCAUGCGCCUCAGCCAGCUGGUCACCAGCAGCUCCUCCCUCCAGGUUCCUCCUCCGCCCAGCCGGGUCGGCGCCGGCCCCAUCAGGGGGACGGAGCGGCCCCCGGAGCCCCCGAGGGGCUGCGCCUCGGCCGGGAGGACCUGCUGGAGUCUGGACCUGAAGGUGGCGCUGCUGCUGGUGACGCUGGCUGGAGCCGUGAUCCUGCUGCUGCUCUACAGGCUGCUGCAGCUGAGACACAGGCUCAGGCUGGCCCGGGCGCAACACGCCUUGGAGUACAGCGGCUUCUACCACAGCGCCACCUACAGGCUGAAGCAGCCCACCGCCUGUCAGGAGACGCCCACCAAGAACGGGUCGCUCCCUGCAGAACCGGCUCCCAUCCAGACCAUAACCACCAUAACGUCCGUCGUCCCGCCGCCUUCCCUCCCCCUCCCGCCGACCCCGCCUCCGGCGCCCCCUCCUGGACUCCGGCCGCCGUCGCUGCCUCUGAUCCACACCACGCCGCCCAGCCCCCACCUGUCCUGGGGCGCCUGCUCCGACGGGGACGUUUACUCUCGGAUCGGAGCCUUCCGGCCCUCCAGACCGUCCAGCCUGUCCAGCAGAUCCACCGUCAUCCUGUUCGAACACUCGGCCCUCUGAACCCUCCGGUUUCAUCCUCGAGCACCUCGGGGGGAUCAAAGGUCAUCAAAGGUCAUCAUGAAGUUAACCUUUCAAAGCUAAAACGUCGUCUUUAGUUUCUGUACAGGCAGAUUGUUCAGAAAGUAUUUAGAAAUUAUAAAAUUUAUUAGAAAUACUUUAACAGAAGCAAAAUGUUUUUGCAAUAAAAUGAUAAAUUUUGUUGUUGGACUGUAACUUAUAUCAUGUUUGUAAAUAAAACAAUUUUACAACAGAGUUAGGAGCCAAACUAAUAAAAAAAUAAAACUAUGAGGAAAAAAUGAAUUAAUAUUUCAAGAAUAAAGUCAUAUAAGAAGUCUAAUUAUUACAAAAAUAUUAAUAUUGCUGUAAUAUUAGCAGAAUAAUAUUUAAGCUAACGAGAGAAGAAAAGAAACGAUAGUGAAGUCAAAAUAAUGCAAGAAUUAAAUUGUAAUUUCAUGUUUUAUUAUUUUGACUUUCUUCUUAUAUUUUAUUAAACUUUAUUCUCAUAUAUUUAUUUUGUAAGGCUACAGCAGAGUGCCUGAAGACUAUCAAUAGUCAGAAACAAGUUGAAGUUUAAUAAAUGUUAGAGGACAUUUAGUCAAACUGGAUCACUUGAUGCUUUUUUAUACCUGAUAGGAACAUUUUGUUUUGUUUUUAUCAGUUAUUUUCUAUCUGUGAAACACAAAUGUUUUCAAAUCUUAAAUACUUUAAACUGUGGUGUUAUUAAUUAUUCAGCCUCAGAUUGCUUCUGGUUUUCUGGUGGAAACCUUUUCUGUCCCUUGGUAUGAUUGAAAAAUCGUUUUGUGAGCAUUUUGUCAUUUGAAAAACAAAUAUAUAAAUGUCAAAACGUCAGAAAAAAAAAAUCUCUGUUUAUAAACAAUAAGACAUGCUGGUUGAAUUAUUCAGGGACUGAUCCGUCUCUGUAGGAAAUGUUCCUCCCACGUCACACGAGUCGUAAAAUAUCAGGUUUUCUAACCAUUUCUAGAAUUUCUAGAUAAAAUUUUAAGUAUUUUCUGCAUAAGAAGACAUCAUUUUGUUUUUUUCUAUUAUUUCUGUUUAUUUUGUUGAUACAGAAACACAUUUAAACUUUGUUUUACAAAAUAAAUCAGUCAGAGGUUGUAUGAUAAUGCUAACACUGAAGCUAAUGCUACAGCUAAACACUUUAAACCUGGAGCACCAAUUAAAUUUUUACAUUAUGAUUUACAUCCUCCAUAUAAAUGAAUAGAAAUUUCUCAGUACUUGGAGAAAUAUUAACAGUCAAUAAAACGUCAACACAAAAAUCUAAUUUUAUUUAACUGAAUGUUUACAAAACAACCAAGUAAAUUAGUGCUAAGUGUGCUAAAUGUUUUCAGAGUUAGCAAAAGUGUUAAAGCUCUUAAUGAAAAACGAGCUCUGCUAUUGUAGCGUUAGCAGAAGUUUCCCCACUACUUGUUGACUUUGUUUCAUUUUAGUUUCAUGCUUUUAUUUUGUUAAGUAUUCUCCUGGUUCCUCUGAUCUCCUCCCAGCAGUUAUCAGCCGGUUCUGGUUUCUAAUCAUCAGAUCCUUCUGUCCUUCAUCUUGUUGUCUUUCCUCUUUUGUCCAUGACGCCUUCAUCUUUUGUUAUUCAAAUCGAUUAUUUUAGCUGAGGUGGAGAUUAAAAUAACUCCUGCUU